GUCUUUAAUGGGACCCCUGGUGUCCUUGGCUCCCGGGCGCGACCUCCCCAGCAGACUCGGCGCUGCGGCCAUCAUGCCACAAUGGUUAUAAUUUGGAUCUUCUUCUUCCUGAGUUUGUUGCAGGAGUCUUGGUCCCCAGGGCUGGCGGCGGAGGUGCCCGAGGCACUUUCCUGUGCCAAAGGCCAGGCGUGCGACCCAAGGCUGCGCAGAGAUGCCGGGGGCCGCGGCGGGGUCUAUGAGCAUCUCGGGGGAGCUCCCAGGCGCCGCAAGCUCUACUGUGCCACCAAGUACCACCUCCAGAUCCACGCCAGCGGGAAAAUCAACGGCACCCUGGAGAAGAACAGCGUCUUCAGUAUUCUAGAGAUAACUGCAGUUGAUGUUGGAAUUGUUGCCAUCAAAGGUUUGUUUUCCAGCAGAUACCUGGCAAUGAACAAAAGAGGCAGACUUUAUGCUUCAGAAACUUACAAUGCAGAGUGUGAAUUUGUGGAAAGGAUCCAUGAGUUGGGCUAUAACACUUAUGCAUCUCGCCUAUACCGGACUGUGCCCAGUGGAGCCAACAACAAACGCAAAGCCAGUGCUGAAAGGCUCUGGUAUGUCUCUAUCAAUGGGAAAGGACGACCCAGACGGGGCUUUAAAACCCGUAGGACACAGAAAUCCUCUCUCUUUCUGCCCAGGGUGUUGGAUAACAAAGACCAUGAAAUGGUUCGACUAUUCCAUACAAAUGUUAAAUACAGAGAGAGUCUACUUAAACCUCCAAAUAAGAACCAGAGAAGACGGAGAGGGCACUAGUGGACUCUUCAGGAAGGUUAGGAUGGGCCUGAAAGCAAGGGAAAGUGUUCAAAUUGCUACUAAAAAACUAACAGCUGUGAUUGUAUGACAGAGAUAAACAUGGACAUUUUUGAUACGCUGUGUAUGUAAUUUGAGGUCACAUCAAAUCUAUCUACUUUUAGCUAUUUUAGAAUUGUUACCUGUGGUAAAAUGUGACAUAAACUGAGGCACAUUGAAAUGUAAAUUAGUUUGAUGUAAUGAUUUUACCAAUGGCCUUUAGCAUUUUUCUUCUUAAUGUUAAUUUUUUGUUUGUUUGUUUUUUAACUUACUUUAGGGUAUUCCCCAAUGAACCUUUCUUCCCCAGUGUAAUAUGAAUAUUAUACACCUAUCACCUGAGAGAAAGCAUAGCACUUUCAUAAUACUUUCUUUGGUUUCCCAGUAGAGGACUACAUUGAAGUUAUAAUAGACACAGAAACCUCAAAACUGGUUUAAUUUGUAACUUACGUGUAUUUAUUUUUACUUAGGUUUUUUUUAUGAAUGGUCAGUAUCAGUUAUAUUAUCUUCUCUGGCAUUAAAUUAACCUGAAAUUGUAAAUUUACUUUACAUUUAAACAUUUCAAAAGAACUGCACAUUAUUAGGAUAUUUUAGAAUUUGUUCAAUUAAAAUGUAUCUUAUCUUAUUUGUUAAUGGAUUUUUACAAAUCUUGGUAAAUCAGAUGAAGCGUUAUUAAUAUAAAUUUUGGAAGAAUUUAUAAACUAGUUUUUAAACACUAAGUCUUAUUCCAGGAUAUGUUCAGAAUAACAUUUAAGAUGGGAGUCUACAUUUCCUUUAGACAUUUUUGUUAAAUGGGAGUGGUAACUCAGUGUCAGUUCUUGUUAUCUUUAUGUCUCCAAAAUUCCCACUGAAGUCAACCAGAGUUGUGACAUAGGAACAUUAACUGUCAGGAUGGAAACUUUGAUCAUAUAUUUUCUGUAUAAAUUCUUAAUCAUGGGAGUAAAUAUGUUUCAACCAUUUAAAGAAAAAAAGUUUGACUAUGCAAAAAUAUAGUAGUUAACUGAUUUUUAGAGUAUUACUACUAUUAUUACAUUAAUUAAAUAUUAAAAGCUUGUAUUUUGAAGAGAUGGUCCCAAACUGUAAAACACAAUUUGGAUCUCAAUCAGUGAUCUUGGAUUUUUAUGCCAACAAUUAAUGAAAGCUGGUCAGCUGUAGUAUUUUGAUCUGAAUCCAAUAGUGAAUUUUUGCAAAAUUUUAGAAUAUUAUUUUCAGCUUAUAUUUGUUAGAAAAUUUCCACUUAGUAUUCAGGAAACAUCAUCCUAUUGAAAAAGCAAUAUUUGGAUUUAUGUAUGUCAGCUACAAGUGUAAACAAUAACAUUAUUAUCAUGUUGUGAUAACAUGGGAUUUGAGGUGUUUGGUGCCUCAGAGAAUAAGGCCCAAAUACAGCCGUGCUGAGUAAAAGAGAGACUGCAAUGAAUUUAGUAGUCAGUGUGUACUUAACAAAUAACAAUCUGCUAAAUAAACAUCGCAUUACUUAGAAAAAAUAAA
Molecule: messenger RNA, 2310 nt
Organism: Gavialis gangeticus (Gharial)
Lineage: Eukaryota; Metazoa; Chordata; Crocodylia; Gavialidae
Gene: FGF3
Product: fibroblast growth factor 3
Exons: 4
Coding region: 82-789 (235 amino acids)
Biological process (GO): positive regulation of protein phosphorylation; positive regulation of gene expression; regulation of cell migration
Cellular component (GO): cytoplasm
Molecular function (GO): growth factor activity; fibroblast growth factor receptor binding
Source: RefSeq, a predicted model, not a curated record